UGGUUCUUAAAUUCAGUCUUUCCUGGGCCCACUGGGAGUUGGCUGGCCGGGGAAUUUGUUGCAGAAUGGACUGAACUAGGACAGCCUCGCCUCCCGGAGCAGAUGAGGGGAAGGAGGAGGUUUUCCCGGGCCAGACAAGGCUGACAGAUGAGGAUUCGUUCCUCUCCUCCAGGAGUUUCUUUCCGUCUGCUGAUCCCUGGGGGCCCGGUGCGGAGGGAUUGGCAAACCCGGCCGGUCCCAGAUCCUAAACUCCUCUUACGCUCUCCUGUCCCGGAGGUUUUCCGCACUUCCCCCACCCCAGGGAGCCAGAGCGGUCUCCGUUCGGCCCCCCCGAGCCCCCCGGUGCCAUGGCAUUCACGGAACUCUUAGAAGAGGCGGGAGGACUGGGCCUAUAUCAGAUCCUGCAGAUGAUCUCCCUCCUUAUUCCCAUUGUCCUGGUCACCACUCACAAUCUCGUGGAGAACUUCUCGGGGGCCAUCCCAGCCCACCACUGCCGGGUGCCCGGGCUCGAGGCCCACUCCGACCCUGCCGGGAUCCCUGGGAACCUCACCCCUGAAGCCCUCCUGACGGUCUCCAUCCCUCUGGGUCCGGACCAGGAGCCGGAGAAGUGCCGGCGGUUUCUGCACCCCCAGUGGCAGCUCUUGUCCCCCAACGCCUCGGCCGCCAACGCCAGCCGGCCGGACACGGAACCCUGCCCGGACGGCUGGACGUACGACCGGACCGUCUUCUCCUCCACCAUCGUGGCCGAGUGGGAUCUGGUGUGUGACUUCCAGGCACUGAAGCCGUUAUCUCAAUCCAUAUACAUGGGGGGGACUCUGCUGGGUGCAGCUGUUUUCGGCCACGUCUCCGACAGGUUCGGCCGGAGGCUGGUGCUGAGCUGGUGUUACCUGCUGAUGGCGCUUUGCAGCACCUGCGCCGCCUUUGCCCCCAACUUCACCCUCUACUGCGCCCUGCGCUUCCUGUCGGCCUUCGCGGUGGCCAGCAUCAUGAUGAACACCAGCUCGCUUUUGAUGGAGUGGGCCACCAAAGAGACCCGGGCCACGGUCAUGACUGUGAACGCGCUCAGCUUCAGUUUCGGUCUGGUCUUCCUGGGCGGGGUGGCGUACGCCAUCCGAGCCUGGCGGUUGCUCCAGCUGAUUCUGUCCAUUCCCUUCUUCGUCUUCUUCAUGUACUCGUGGUUCCUGGCGGAGUCCGCCCGCUGGCUCGUCAUAACGGGCCGCACGGAGCGGGGGCUGCGGGCUCUGCGCAGAGUGGCGCACAUCAACGGCCAGACCGAGCCGGCAGCACGACUCACGCAGCAGACUUUGAACGCUGCUAUGCAGGAAGAGUUGGCCAUGGCAAAGUGCCAACACACCGUUUUGGAUUUGUUCCGCACCCCAAACCUGCGCAGGAGAGUCUGCUACAUGAUCCUGGUCUGGUUCUCCUUUGGCUUUACGUACUAUGGGCUCGCGCUGGACCUGCAGUCCCUGGGGGGCGACAUCUUCCUGCUCCAGGUCCUCUACGGCACAGUGGACUUCCCGGCCAAGUUCAUAGCCCUGCUGGCCAUGAACCGCGUGGGCCGGCGCCCGACGCAGAUAGCCUGUUUCUUCCUGGCCGGACUCUCCGUCUUGGCCAACGCGUUCGUGUCACAGGAAAUGCAGGCCCUGCGCCUGUCUUUGGCCAUCCUGGGAAUAGGGAGCUUGGGAGCCGCCUUCUCCUGCCUGUGUGUCUUCAGCAGUGAGCUCUACCCAACCGUGCUCAGAAUGACAGCCUUCAGCCUGAACCAGAUAAUGGCCCGCCUGGGCUCCUUGCUGGGCCCACUGAUGAGGAUGACCAGCCAGUUCUUUCCUGCCCUGCCACUGGUCACCUACGGUACCGUCCCCAUCAUCACCAGUCUGGGGGUCCUCUUCCUCCCUGAAACCAAGAACCUCCCUCUGCCUGACACCAUCCAGGAUGUAGAGAGCGGGGGACGAAGGGAGGAGGGAGCAGGAGGCGUCGACAAGCGAGAGAAGACCGCCUGGAAGACCACCCGGUUCUAGGGGGGUCCCCGGAGACUGAGGGAAUCAGGAAGCCCUGGUGCGCCCAAGGACGAUACGCUCGCUGCUGCCCCUGCUCCUGCUGCCGCCUCAGGCCUUCUGGGAGCUGGAGAGCCCCAGGAAGGAGCUGGAGGUACUGCGUGAAGCAGGGGUGAAGACUCACAAGAUAACCGGGAUGGAAAAGGCCCAAACCAGUUCCCUCGACCUUCGGCCCGUCCCUGCUCACCUCUGCUCUCCGGCCAUGACCUUCUGCUUCCCCGGCGCUCCCUGGGUCCCCACUGAAUGGGACGGAGACCGAUUUUCCCACCCACCCGUCUCCGUCAGCCUUCCUGAACAUUCCAGCUCCCUCUGGCCCAAGGCUGAGUAACCUCCUCCCUCAGAUUCCACCUGUCCUCCAGUUAGUCAAUCAGCGGUAUUUAGUCAGCCGAUCAGCGAUAUUUAUUGAGCUCGUACUGCGUGCACAGCACUGGAUUAAAGG
Ornithorhynchus anatinus (platypus) is the source of this 2493-nucleotide messenger RNA. Its product is annotated as solute carrier family 22 member 12-like. Gene Ontology annotation, biological process: transmembrane transport. Bases 348 to 2018 code for a protein of 556 amino acids. NCBI's taxonomy places the organism in Eukaryota, Metazoa, Chordata, Mammalia, Monotremata, Ornithorhynchidae. Gene Ontology annotation, molecular function: transmembrane transporter activity. Gene Ontology annotation, cellular component: membrane. The transcript is spliced from 10 exons. The record is from RefSeq and is a predicted model, not a curated record.